AUGCUUCGCCACAACUCCCUCAUGUCGAGGCGAUUGAUGUCGCAGCUUCCUAGCCACUUCAGCAACCCUGGCAACCCUCCAGCUCCAUACGGGUCUGUGCCUAAUGCCAAUGCAGACAUGGCUCUGCCUCAGCCAAUCAGCCAAAGCCAUUCAGGGCAGUCCAUGCCUCCACCCAACUCCACACCAAACUUCCCAGACCCUAACAGAUCGCUGGGGGCACGUACGUUGUGGGACUUGCUUAACUUUGCAGCCACGCUUGGAAUUGCGUACUAUGCUUAUGAUAACUAUGUGGCUAAGGUGAAACUUGAAAAAGUGAUCAAACAGACCAACGCCAUCAACGCCAAGGCCAUGCAACAACAACAGCAAAUAGCUGCAAAAUACAAGGCACAAUACGAACAGCAUUUAAGAGAGGUUAGCCGGGCGCUGCACAGGGCCACGUUCAAGAUGGGUGUUCAUAUUUCCAUGCUUAAAAAACAGCUUAUUGACGCUGGUCUUGAUCCUGUGAAGGCUGACCAGGCGGUGGAGGAGUACCGCCAGUCGGUGAGAUCUAAGGUGGUCAAUGACGUGGAAUACUUGUGGUUGGACAGGUCGUCGCCUUACAGCCAGCUAACGCCUCAUUUGCGUGAGUACAUGGCAGGCCUUCAGCACGAGAAAGACGACCCAAGAAAAUAA
Candidozyma haemuli is the source of this 672-nucleotide messenger RNA. RefSeq lists its product as uncharacterized. The transcript has a single exon. Bases 1 to 672 code for a protein of 223 amino acids. NCBI's taxonomy places the organism in Eukaryota, Fungi, Ascomycota, Pichiomycetes, Serinales, Metschnikowiaceae. The record is from RefSeq and is a predicted model, not a curated record.